CUUCACGCCCCAUCCUUCAAUCACCGGCAAAGUUGCGUUCCACCCACUCUUUUUCACCUUUAGCCUUUAUUCUUCUUCUCCUGUCCCCCCUACCCUCCCGCAUAGGCAUCAAUCUCUCCUUUUUCCUUUCUUUUUCCCUCUCUUCACGCUGUCUUCAUCAUUCUCGUCUUUCCUUCGACCUGCCCAUGAUCCUUUCUUCCUCAUCCUUCAUGGCCUACUAAGCGAGUUCGCCGGUCAAGGUUCUUGUUGCGUAACUUAUGGCAAACUUUGUUGGUUUCUUGGGCAGGUUCGUCUCUCUUUUCAUCGUCUUUGUCCACCUCGGCUGCUUCAUCUUCUCCACCGCGGCCGGCAGUGGCGGUGAAGGGGGAGGACAAGGUGCCCGAAAGUCUUCGUCAAAGAAACGCAAGGUAUCCCCUGUUUCGCACUCGCGGCAACCUUCGCCUUCCCAUCCCAAUUUCAAAACCCGUAAGGCCCUUUCUUCUUCUUGGGCUUUCGUCAAGCACCUUUUCUCCCACAAACCCUGCAAAACCAGUGACGUUGCUCAGGGAUCGCCGCAAUCCUCCGCCUCCACCGCUAUUUCCGCUGCUUCCGCCGUCUCCGCCGCACUGCCUUCUUUAACAUCGACCAGAUCCUCCCAGCAGUCGUUGGUCUCUCUGGCUCAAGCCGAGUCGCAUCCGCUGGAUCCUCCCGGGAAAAAACCAUGUGCGUCGUGCCCAGAAUCCGAUAUCGCCGCCGACAACAAUCACUUCUUCCCCCUCCGCAAUGACAUUUUCCCCUGCACCGCCUGCGGCGAGGUUUUCCAGAAAGCACAAGUUCUCGAACAGCAUCAAUCGCUCAACCACGCCGUAGCGGAGCUGGUGGAGACCGACGCUGGUCACAACAUAGUACAAAUAAUAUUCAAGUCGGGUUGGACCAACCCACAGAAAUGUCCCAGAAUCAAUCGGAUCCUAAAGAUCCAUAACAGCCAGAAGAUACUAUCCAAGUUCGAAGAAUACAGAGAGACGGUGAAGGCCAAGGCCGCCCGAAACGGGGCCGUAAAGAAGCGCGACGAGAGAUGCAUAGCCGACGGCAACGAGCUCAUGAGAUUCCAUUGUUCCACAUUCCUUUGCGACUUGGGACUCAACGGGAAUUCCGGCAUUUGUGGCCAGCAAUACUGUAGUAUCUGCGGGAUCAUCAAAUCGGGGUUCUCCCCCAAGUUGGACGGAAUCUCCACGCUGUCGACGAGCUGGAGGGCGCACGUGGCCAUCCCGGAGGAGGUGGAGGAAGAGUUCAAGUUCAUGAACAUAAAGCGGGCCAUGCUGGUAUGCCGAGUCAUAGCGGGCCGAAUCGGCACUGACUCGGACGAGGCCGACAAGGAGGACGGGGGUUUUGAUUCGGUGAUGGCGCGAGGAGGAACCGGAGUUUACACCCGGCUGGACGAAGAGGAGCUUUUGGUGUUCAAUCCCAGAGCCGUGCUUCCAUGCUUUGUGAUUGUGUACAGCGUGUGAUCGACGGUGGCAGUGGCUUGUGAUUUUGAUCGUGUGGUGUUGGUGAUCACGAGGGCCAAAGGCGAGGGCUGCUUCUUGUGUAGUUGAUUGGUAUUGUUAGGGUUAAAAUGUUGUAAUGUAAGAAGGCAGAGAGCUUUGUGAAAAAAUUUCAGGCUUCAUCUUCAACUUCAACAGUUCUGGUGCAAGAAUCCAAUGUCAUGUGAUGAUAAUUAAUCAUAUUGGACAUUUUAGAAAUUAUGUGAUAUAUAUAUAUAUAUUCAGUUCUGAAUU
Messenger RNA from Neltuma alba, 1757 nucleotides. RefSeq lists its product as uncharacterized. The record is from RefSeq and is a predicted model, not a curated record. Bases 258 to 1487 code for a protein of 409 amino acids. The transcript has 2 exons. NCBI's taxonomy places the organism in Eukaryota, Viridiplantae, Streptophyta, Magnoliopsida, Fabales, Fabaceae.